Molecule: messenger RNA, 1853 nt
Organism: Hypoxylon trugodes
Lineage: Eukaryota; Fungi; Ascomycota; Sordariomycetes; Xylariales; Hypoxylaceae
Exons: 2
Coding region: 170-1225 (351 amino acids)
Source: RefSeq, a predicted model, not a curated record
AUUCACUAGAACUUAGGCCACCCUUUUUGUUCUCCAGUGCAUCAACUUUCUUUCCGAAUUCAGCGCAGCUGCCGACAGCUGGAAUCUCUUCAUCCUUUCAUCGCACUUCUCAAUUCCGAUCACCAACUGUCAGCCAGCAGGCGGAAUUAUCGUAAUCACCUGGCCCGCCAUGAAGGGCGUCCUUCAAACAGCCCGUGGUGGUCGACCUAGCAAAGUCACCAAGCCACCUACUACACCGCGCGGUCGCCCUGGUCGCAGACUUGGUGCACCCGAUGAUCUCACCACCCAGCACUCCGACCUUGACCAGCAAGAUGCCAGCGCCGACGAGGAUCCCGAUAACCAACCUCAGCAUCAACACCAACAGCAUCACCCAACGUUUGAUCCCGAGGAGGCUGCUGUCGCCGCCGCAGCUGCAGCUCAACAACACCAACAUAAUUUGCAACGCCAGCAGCAGCAUCAGUUAGAUUUGACCGCUGCUAGCAUUCUUGCGAGUAGUGUCCAAAAUCCUGGUGACCAUGACCAACAUCCCGACCUCGGCGACCCUCAUAUGGAUGGCGAACCAACUGGAGUUCAAACUACCGAGGAGAUAGCGCAAUUAUCUGGCUACACUAACGUUGUCGUCGAAAGCGCAUUGGCAAAGCGAUUAGCCCGUGAUCCUGGCAUGCGACACGCCCAACAGCGGCGCCCCGAACAAGUAUUGAACCUGGCGCGACGCAGUAAUGUUGAAGCAUUGUUCGCGCAUAUCGCAGGUGAAGAGGCCUCACAGCCAUGUAAGAACUGCCACAAGGGUCAUGGGCCGUGGACUAGCUGUGUUAUCGUCGACGGUCAGAUGUGUGGUAGUUGCGCCAAUUGCUGGUUCAAUGCUUCUGGUGCACGUUGCUCUUUCCAUGAGACGCGCAAUCCCCAGGCACACGGAAGUCAGAUGCUCAGCAGCGAGGGCCUGGGUUUCCCCCUCCCCGCCGCGCCGCCUACCGCUAUGGCGCCGUUCAACUUUGCUUCAAUACCUGCAUCUGCUGAUCCCGUUGUUCGCUACACUGUCGAGCAAGCGAUGGCGCAAGUCCGUAGCGCGGACAGGAAGGCUCGCCAUAUGCUUAUGAUCGAGGCCACUGCCCGGCAACUCGCGUUCCAGAUCGCGCAGUAUGAAGAUAUAGUUCAAGAGGAACAGAACCAGGCGAAUUCACAGGGAGCACCCCAGCCUGUCAUGGGUGAGCAGGAUGCGCCUUAGGUAGAGCAACUUCCAUGUCACCAAUGCCCACAGCAGCAAGAGCAGAUCGAUGGUGAUGAUUGGUCGAGCAAUUUUUUCCCGGGGUAUGCCCCUACUCCGGCCCUGUCUUUUGGAAACCCGUCUUCCGUAAGCCAGUCUCCUCCAAGCAACCGUACUCAUAGCGACUCUCCUGGCUGCGACUAUAACGAGGAAUAUUGAGUUGGAAGAUGGUUUUGCAUUGUUCAUCUUUGGCGGGGACGGGGGUUGUGGUUUGGGUGUGGAAAAUACCUAUUUGGUAUUUUUUUUUUCUAUUCGUUUUCACUUUUGAAUGGGGUGUUUAUCUUUAGACACGCUUCUAGGAACCGUGAUAUGCUGCUUGUGAUGAAGCAUGGCGUUUAGGUUAGGGGCUGGCGGCUAACUCGAUUUUCUUAAAAAAAAAAGGAAAGUCCUGGAAAAGGAGAGGGAGGUUGUUAGUCCCGUUUUCAUCUAUAGUCGCUGGAUGUUGCUGGGCGUAUGGCCCGGUAGAGCAAUGGUAGUAUAUACCUACAUAUAUUAUGUCCACGGUUCGGAUGUGACUGUGUAUGUGAUGGGAUGUUGGCUUGUAAUUAAGAGUCGGGAAGGUCUAUGUCCUCCGAUUCUCAUAUCCAAG